Messenger RNA from Mesorhabditis spiculigera, 675 nucleotides. The record is from the annotation of a GenBank genome assembly. NCBI's taxonomy places the organism in Eukaryota, Metazoa, Nematoda, Chromadorea, Rhabditida, Rhabditidae.
AUGACCGGCUCCAACACCUCACCCGUGGUCCCGAGAUGCACGCCACUUUCCCAGCGACGACAUCCGGAUGAGGGGAUGAGUAUUAGUGUCGAGAUGAGCGCACUGCAGGCCCAGCAAUGGAAUAUGAUCCGCCACUCCCUUUGGAUGCUAUCAGCAAUGGCAAUCUCCGGCGCACUAAUGACCAUGAUCUCCCUCGAAUUCUUCUUGUUAUCUGAACGAAAGGAUCCGAUUGAGAAACGCAUCCUGGAGCAGUACACGUCACUUUCAGAGACGCUGACCGAGCUCUCCUACUGCCUCGACAUCUCGGCUUGCCUGGUGUCGUUGGCCGCCUUUUUCUCGGCGUCAUUUCAGGUGUUCUUCACGCUGAAUCUGAUCCAGUCGAAUCCGAGUGACCCGGCGGCCGCAAUCCGCUUCCUUCAAGGGACCUCCUUCAUCCGGUUGGUCGUCUUCGGCUUCUGGUUCACGGCUGUAAUAUUAUUUUUAGGAGUCCUCUCCGCCUACGUGGCCAUCUCCCCGCUGCGCGGCGCCCCGUCGAAGGGCGUCUCGAUGGCGCUGGCCUUAUUUGUGCUGCUGAUCUCGUGCAUUUCCGUUAUACGGAGUAUCGUGUAUUGGAUCAGGAAUGGGUAUUCCGGUUCCGGAAAACUUGGAGAUAUCGCCAACUAUUCAACGCUUGUG